AUGUUAUCUCUUAGUGAAUCACUUGAUUCGCCAUCACCACAUAUUCAUCAUCAACAGACAAGUCAAAAUCUGUUCAAUUCAUCAUUAAAUGCCGAACAAACUUCAGCUGAAUAUACAAAUUCGAAUGUUGUUUCUAACGAAAAUGUACUUGAUUUAUCAAAUGAAACUAAUCAAUGUUCUCUAUCAUUAUCAUGGAAUGUUGAAAGUAAUCCAGACGAACAAGAGACUUCAUUAAAUUUGAAUACUUCGAGUAAUACUACUACUAUUAAUGAUGCAACCCAAUUAUUACUUACUCGACUUGGAUUAAUACAACAACAACAAAUCGAAAGUUCAAAAGUCUUAGCUGGCAGUGCACCACGAGAAAAAGGCAAUGUUGAAUAUUUUACUCUUGUUUAUUUACAUUCUUCAUAUCCUGAUGAAUCAAUAAUAAAACAGUUUCGUAGUCUCGUCAAUUUCCUAAAAAUUUUCAAUGAUAUUGAUGAUUGUAUUGCAUUUAUAAAUGGCGUAUUCAAUGAAAAAGUUAUUUUUAUUCUUUUAAAUUCAUUUUCUAAAUCAAUUCUUCCAAGAAUUGAAGGACUUCAACAAAUUUUUAGUAUUUAUAUUUUAUGUGAAAGUGAUGAUGAAAUUAAUUUAUCAUUUCAACAGUUAAAAGUACAAGGUUGCUAUAAAAAUUUUAACGAUAUAUAUGAACAAAUAUCAAAAGAUAUACAGAAAACAACACGUGAUUUGAUAAUUUAUAUAAGCAUAUCAUCGAAUUCUUCAACUACACUUGACAUAACUUAUUUAUAUUGUACGUUAUUAAGCGAAAUAAUUCUUGAUAAAAAUGAGAGUAGAAAUGAUUUACAAGAAUUAAUUCAAUUUUCACGUCAAGAAUAUGAUGGUAACAAUGAUGAAUUGAAAAUAAUUGAUGAAUUUGAAAAAAAUUAUCAAAAAAAUCAAGCAAUUUAUUGGUUUACAAGACAAUGUUUUUUAUCAAAAAUGUUAAAUAAAGCUCUUCGUAUUCCUGAAGCUGAUAUUUUAUAUAAACUUCGUUCAUUUAUUCAAGAUUUAUGUCAACAAAUUGAAAAUGAAUCAGUAAAAGAUUCAAUAACAGUUUAUCUUGGACAAACAAUACAAAGAAAUGAUCUUGAUGAUUUAAAAAAUAAUCUUUUAAAUAAUGAUCUCAUUACAUUUCCUCAAUUUUUAUCUGGUUCAACAGAUCAAUUACGAGCUAUUCGUGUUGCUAAAGAACUUCCAGUUCAAUCUGAAGAAUAUAUACCAGUUAUUAUUUGUAUUGAUAUACCAGCAAAUUUAAAAUGUGCUAAUAUACGUUCACGUCGAUAUUCAAUUGAUAAUGAUAAUAAUGUUUUAUUAAAUAUGGGUAUUAUAGGACAUUUAAUCAAAGUUGAAAAAGAAAAUGUUAAUGAAAAUCAAAUUGCUUCUAUUCAUUUAACAUUAGUUAAAUGUGAAAAUCAGCAAAAGAUUCAACAAAUACUUGAAACUAAGCGAACGGAAAUCAAAAGUUUUUCUCAGCUUGUUACCGUAAUAAAAUUAAUGAUUACAAUGAAUCAAAACAUAUCAGCUGAACACAUGGUUGAAACAAUGUUUAAUGAUGAUACUUUAAAAGCAGAUAUAAAUACUCAGACUUCAAUAGCUGCUAGUUAUCUUGCACUUGCAACAUCACGUCGUAGUCAAGAUGAUUUUAAACGUGCUGUUGAAUUAUAUCUUCUUUCAUUAGAUGCAUUUCUUCGAUUUAUGUCACCCAAUACGUUAGAAUUAACUUCACUUUAUGGUAAUAUUGCUGGAAUGUAUUUACGUCUAGAUAAUUGUGAAAAAUCUCAUGAAUAUUAUCAAAAAGCACUUGGUGUACAACUUCGUUCAAACACUCCAGAUUUACUUACUAUUUGUAAUUAUACAAAUAAUAUAGGCAUUAUUUUGUCAAAACAAGGAAAAUAUUCCGAAGCUAUUAAAUCAUUUCAACGUACUUUAAAAAUUCUUGAACAAGUAACUGAACCACAUGAUAAUGAACUUGCAUUAGCUUAUGAUAAUGCAGGUGAUACAUAUCUUGUACAACUUAAAUAUAACGAUGCUUUAUAUUACUAUAAGAAAUCAAUUGAAAUUCAAGAACGUAUUGUACCACGUAAUCCUAGUACAUUAGGUUCUUCGUAUUAUACUGUUGGAAAUGUUUAUUUAAAAAUUGGCCGAUCUCAUGAAUCAUUGACUUAUUUAAAACUUGCUUUAGAAUGUCAACAAGAAUAUUUACCAUUAACACAUCCAUCAUUUGCAUUACUUUAUAAUAAUAUUGGUUUAAUGUAUUAUCGAGAAGAACAAUAUUCAGAUGCAUUAAAAAGUUAUUUUAAAAGUCUUGAAAUUGCAUCAAUAUCUUUACCAGAAAAUCAUUCAUUAGUUGGGAUAACACUUUUUAAUGUAGCACUUGUUUAUUCAAGUCAAGGAAAAUUGGAUGAAGCUAUAGAGAGCGUAGAAAAAUCAACUGAACAAUUUUUAAAAACAUUAUCACCUUCUCAUCCUGAUGUGGUAGAAAAUCGAGCAUAUAUUGAAUCGAUUAAACGAAAAAAAAUUCUAAAAGAACUUUUUGAUGAAGAUUUUGAUGAAAAUGUAACAAGUUUUUAA
This is a messenger RNA of Rotaria sp. Silwood2, 2610 nucleotides long. The record is from the annotation of a GenBank genome assembly. NCBI's taxonomy places the organism in Eukaryota, Metazoa, Rotifera, Eurotatoria, Philodinida, Philodinidae.